Messenger RNA from Phoenix dactylifera (date palm), 1909 nucleotides. The record is from RefSeq and is a predicted model, not a curated record. Lineage: Eukaryota; Viridiplantae; Streptophyta; Magnoliopsida; Arecales; Arecaceae.
UAGGAGAUCGUAGGGCUUGCACCAAGGCAAAAAGCACAGCAAGUAGUGUUUCUGCUCUCUUGCAGUUAUGGCUCUCCUUCACGUCCAACUCCCCAACUGCACCUUCAACUCUUCUCCUAAAGUUCCUACUCUAAGCAAGGGAUGGGCUAGUCUGAGGGGAAAGGCCAAGGUUCCUGGGAAUACCAGGAGACGCGUUCUUCCCGUUGUGCGCUCUGCUAAUGGGAAUGUUGCUGUGGUGGAAGCUCCGGAAGAGGUUCCAGCUCAGGUGACUUUGGGGAGGAGUAGCUUCCCUCCUGGUUUUGCCUUUGGUGUUGCCUCUUCUGCUUACCAGGUGGAAGGAGCAUGGAACGAAGGAGGGAGAGAGCCAAGCAUUUGGGACACUUUCACCCAUAACCAACCAGAUAAAAUCACAGACCACAGCACAGGAGACAUAGCAACUGACUCAUAUCACAGAUACAAAGAAGAUGUUAAAAUAAUGAAGGACAUGGGCGUGGAUUCUUAUCGCUUCUCUAUCUCUUGGUCGAGGAUUUUACGAAAUGGUACACUAGAAGGUGGGAUAAACCCAGAGGGAAUCAAGUACUACAAUGAUCUCAUCAAUGAAUUAAUAGAUAAUGGCAUAGAGCCCUUUGUCACCCUAUUCCACUGGGAUGUACCACAAGCAUUAGAGGAUGCAUAUGGAGGCUUUUUGUGCCGUAAUAUCGUGCAUGACUUCAAGGAUUUUGCAAACAUAUGUUUUGAAGAAUUUGGAGAUAGAGUUAAACAUUGGAUCACGUUAAAUGAGCCAUGGAGUUUUUCUAGUAUGGGAUACUCCCUUGGUUCUCAUGCGCCUGGGAGAUGCUCUGAGUUUCUAGGAUGUCCAGUAGGUGACUCCAUGACAGAGCCAUAUAUUGUUGCACAUAAUCUUCUCCUAGCCCAUGCAGCAGCUGCUAGGCUCUACAAAGAAAAGUUUCAAGCGACACAAAAGGGUGAAAUAGGAAUUUCUCUUGUGAGUAUGUGGUACAAGCCAUAUUCAAAUUUCUAUCAGGACAGAGAAGCAGCAAAUAGAUCCAUUGAGUUCAUGCUUGGAUGGUUCAUGGAUCCAUUGGUGUUUGGAGACUAUCCAUUCAAUAUGAGGGCAUUGGUUCAAGAGAGGCUCCCAUAUUUUACAGCUGAGGAGUCCGAGAUGAUCAAAGGAUCAUACGAUUUCAUUGGGAUUAAUUAUUAUACGUCUAGGUAUGCUCAAGGUGUUCCAAUCUCACAAGAGAGCUCACCUUCCUUAAGCAUACAAGACUCAUAUGCUAACCAAUUAGAUGAAAAAGAUGGUGUUCCUAUUGGACAGUUGGAUGGAACUUGGGUAUAUGUUUAUCCAUAUGGAGUUAAAGAUCUCCUAUUAUAUACAAAGAAUCGCUAUAACAACCCUACCAUCUACAUCACCGAAAAUGGAACUUGUGAGCUGAAUGAUCCAGAAAAAACAUGGAAGCAAGCUUCCUAUGACCCAUGGAGAAUAAAUUACCUAUCUCUUCAUCUUGCUCAAGUUCGUGAAGCCAUACAAGAGGGAGUUGAUGUGAAAGGAUACUUUGCAUGGGCUCUUACGGACAAUUUUGAAUGGAACGAAGGCUACACCCAACGAUUUGGGCUAGUCUACAUAGAUUAUGCUCAUCACCUAAAGCGGCACCCAAAAAUAUCUUCCAAGUGGUUUGCUAGGUUUCUUGAAUCCUAAGCAUGCGUGGUUAGAGCAUUGUCCCUCUUAAGAACUAUCUCAAUUAUGACCAUGCUAUUUCAGGUUUCUUCCUCAUCUCAAAAUAGUAGGGAUAUGUUGAAAUAAGAAGAGAUGAGUAAUAAAUGUUUGUCGAAGAUUGUUGAUCAGUUGUUCGCAACGAAUCUUAUCUCUUAAGCAAUCUCUUGCUAAUUGUUAUUUUAUUUUAAAAAA